Molecule: messenger RNA, 3224 nt
Organism: Toxorhynchites rutilus septentrionalis
Lineage: Eukaryota; Metazoa; Arthropoda; Insecta; Diptera; Culicidae
Exons: 3
Coding region: 22-2823 (933 amino acids)
Biological process (GO): DNA integration
Molecular function (GO): nucleic acid binding
Source: RefSeq, a predicted model, not a curated record
GUUUCAGCAGAUAUAAAAGAGAUGUUCCAUCAGAUAAUCAUAUGUGAAGCCGAUAGACAUUCUCAACGAUUCCUAUGGCGUACGGAUCCCACGUGUGCGCCAGAGAUAUAUUUAAUGAAUGUAGCUACGUUUGGAGCAACUUGUUCCCCAGCAUCCGCUCAGUAUAUUAAAAAUACAAAUGCGAAGGAGUUCGUCGAUCGCUUUCCACGGGCAGUACAAGGUAUCCUCCAUAAUCAUUACGUCGACGACUUCCUGGACAGUUUCGAGAAUGAAGAAACCGCGGCGCAAGUAUCGGCGGAAGUUAGAAUGAUUCAUAGUCAAGCUGGAUUUCAAUUACGGAACUGGCAGUCAAAUAGUAAAAAUGUUCUAGCACGUCUCGGAGAACCUGCUUCAUCAGGGAGUAAAACGCUGAGCACUGACAAAACGAAGAAUCACGAACGAGUACUGGGCAUGCUUUGGCUGACAGAAGAUGAUGAACUUGGGUAUUCCACUCAUAUGUUAGACGAGAUCGAGAAAUUAAUCAUGGAAGGUGAACGUCCAACCAAACGACAGAUGUUGAAAUGUCUGAUGGGCUUCUUCGAUCCACUGGGGUUGCUGAGUAUGCUAUUGGUCCAUGGCAAAGUGUUACUCCAAGACGUAUGGCGGGCGGGCACUCAAUGGGACCAGAAAGUAGACGGCGACAUUUUUGAGCGUUGGAAUAGAUGGAUCUGUCGUUUGCAGAGUGUCGCUGAUUUUCGUGUCCCACGAUGUUAUUUUCUGGGAGCUACGACUCAGUGUUAUAAUCAGCUCCAACUACACAUAUUUGUGGAUGCAAGUGAGGUUGCCUAUUCUGCACUGGCAUAUUUUCGGAUUAUAAACGAUCAUGGAGUUCCUCAAUGUACUUUAGUAGCUGCGAAGACGAAGGUGGCACCUCUGAAGCAGCUAUCGAUACCACGUCUUGAAUUGCAGGCGGCGGUUCUAGGUACUCGGUUGAUGCUUUUCGUAAUGGAAAGCCAUACAGUCGCUGUAACAAGGAAAUAUCUAUGGAGUGACUCCGCAACAGUACUGGCAUGGAUACGAUCAGAUCAUCGCAGGUAUAAACAAUUUGUGGCCUGCAGAAUAGGAGAGAUUCUGACCGCAUCUAACGUUGACGAAUGGAAAUGGGUGCCUUCAAAACAGAAUCCAGCGGAUCAGGCAACAAAAUGGGGGAAAAGUACUGGUCUAGAUUCUGAGAGUGUUUGGUUCCGUGGGCCUGAAUUCUUGAGACAAUCAGAAACCAACUGGCCGCAGUUUGAAAUCGGGCCAGCAGUUACGGAGGAAGAACUACGUCCUUGCCAUCUUCAUCGAACCAUGAAGACGUGGGAACCAGUGAUCGACUGCCAUCGUUUUUCGAAGUGGGAGCGGUUGUUGAGAAGUACGGCAUACGUUUGGCGCUUCAUUGCCAACCGAAAGCGAGAGCAGAAGAAAUGCGGUAUCCUAUCCAGUGAAGAGCUUCAGAAAGCAGAAAUAACCUUGCUAAGAAUGGCGCAGUGGCAGGUGUUUCCUGAUGAAAUAGCUCUAUUGGAAGAUGGUCAUCAAAGUCAGAAACGGUUAGACGGUAAUAGUAGUAUAUUCCACCUUACACCUUUUUUAGACGAAGCAGGCGUCUUACGAAUGGACGGUCGAAUUGGAGCGGCAAUCCAUGCUCCCGAAGAAAUGAAGUUUCCGGUAAUUUUGCCAAGGAACCACCGAAUCACUUUGCUACUUGUGAACGAAUUCCAUCGAAGAUUCCGACACGCAAACGCAGAAACCGUAGUGAACGAACUUCGUCAACGUUUCUAUAUACCACAAAUAAGGUCAGUCGUGAGGAAGGAAACAAAAAAUUGCCAGUGGUGUAAAAUAAGGAAUGCCACCCCAAGGAUGCCUCGAAUGGCUCCUCUACCAUCCGCUAGAUUGGCUUCAUGUGUUCGACCGUUUACCUACACAGGGUUAGAUUUCUUUGGACCAUUAAUGGUGAAGGUCGGCCGAAGUAGCGUCAAGAGAUGGAUUGCGUUAUUCACCUGUCUCACCGUUCGUGCAGUGCACGUUGAAGUUGCCCACAGCCUUUCUACAGAUUCGUGUGUGAAGUGCGUUCGACGAUUCCUGUGUCGGCGGGGAUUCCCCGCAGAAAUUUACAGUGACAAUGGGACGAACUUCCAAGGAGCGGAACGAAUAUUAAAAGAACAACUCCGAGCAGUGCACGAAGGAUUAGCAGCCACAUUUACCAGUACAACAACCAAGUGGAUAUUCAUUCCACCCGCUGCGCCUCAUAUGGGUGGGGCAUGGGAGAGAAUGGUGAGAUCCGUCAAAACCGCCAUGAUAACUGCUUAUAAUAAUGAUAGAAAACUCGACGAGGAAUCGUUGCAAACAUUCGUGAUUGAAGCUGAGUCCAUAGUAAACAGUCGACCGUUAACAUACUUGCCGUUAGAUUCCGGAGAGAGUGAAGCUCUGACUCCGAAUCAUUUGCUCUUGGGAAGCUCGACUGGUGUACGUCAACCUUCGAUACUGCCGACAGAUUCUGCAGCUGCCAUUAGGAACACAUGGAACCAGAUUCAACAUCAACUGGAUAUUUUUUGGAGAAGGUGGAUUCGGGAGUAUCUUCCCACAUUGACCAAGCGAACUAAAUGGUUCGGAGAUACUAGACCAUUGGCCGUAGGAGAUCUAGUUCUUGUGGUGGAUGAGGCAAAAAGGAAUAGCUGGGAACGUGGGCGUGUGUUGGAGAUUGUAACAGCUAGCGAUGGAAGGGUACGACAGGCUACAAUCCAAACAUUGAGAGGGCUCUUGAGAAGACCAGUGUCCAAGCUUGCGGUUCUAGAUGUUGCAUGAGGUAAAACUGCACCAGUGAGCAGUGUUACGGGGGGGAGGAUGUUGCCACUGGGAGCACUGUUUGGGAAACGAGCGAAAAAGCUCAGCAUGGAAAGCUCGAGAACCGAGAACUGUCAGCGGGACACAAACAGAAAACAAAGCGAAGGUGUAUAGCAGAAUAGCGGAGAAAUUAUUAGAUUAUUUGGAAAGUAUAGUAGAAUAGUUAGUAGAGAUUGAAAUUGAUUUGAUUAGAUAGGGAUUAUUGAGUGACUGGCACAGAUUGUCAGCCGAAGCAUUGCCGUCACGUAUUUGAAUUCAAAGAUAGAAGACCGAAAAAUUUUAAAGCUGCUUCGCAACCACAAAAAGAGUUUUUAACUCGCACUGCGAUCAGCUCGGAAAAUCGGCCAUUGUUCUCGCUAACA